AUGCAGUCAAUAUAUAACGAAUUAAGCAUUGAAAUAUUCAAAUGUAUACCAAAUCCCAUCAACCUUUUAGUUUCAAGUCGUAAAUGGUAUAAUAUUUCUCAAGACCCUCAUGCCAGAGCCAAAUGGUUAAUUUAUAAAUAUGGUAGAGCGCAUGCAUUCUUUCACGCUGUGAGGUUCGGCAAUAGCUUCAUCACAAUCGAAGUGAUCCAGGCUUUAAUUUCGAAAAAUGCGAUACUUUCUAGAUAUUUCGUUCAACGUUUAUUAAUGCAUUUUGGCAGCUAUGAUGAAAAUCUUAUUAAACUUAAAGUCGAACAUAAUGUAAAUCAAAUCGAUUAUGAUAGACUUCGCGCUCUUCAAAAAAAAUUAUCUUCACCUUGGGGAAGUAAUAUUUCUUUAGAGAUUUUCACCAAACUAAUUACUGAGGGAUAUAACAUCUUGAAUGAUCCUGAACUUGCAACUAAAGGAAAUGAUAUGGAGUUAUUUCACUUUUUAUCAGCUGGUCCCCUUGUUAUCAAUCACGCGCCUGACAAGCUUCGUCAAAAUCUUAAUCUCAUUAAAGAUUUAAUUUUGAAAAAAAAAUUUGUCCCAUUUCCACCACGCCCAAAACCUACAUAUGAAGAUACAGUAGAAUACAUUCAAUUGAUACAAGCCAGAGCUCAUGAAGAAUAUCCACCAAAAGAUGGUUAUGAGAACAGUCGUCAACUUAAUGUAGUGGCUAGAGCAAUAUUAAUCCAUCCUGAUUUAGUAAUCUUGUGGAAAGAAAUUGGUUAUCGUGAGAUUUGUAGCGAUGUCAAUGAACUUGUAAUGCAAGGAGCCUUAUUGAUUUUUUUCCCUCCUACUCCGCCAAAUAAUUGGGAAUGUCCUGACGUACGUACUAUUGUAGAUCGUUUAAAACAUCUUACUGAACUAGGAUUUCAAUUAACAUCUAAUGUUAUGGAAGAAGCAUUACAUUUGUUCGAACAUAGGUUAAAUGAAAUAGGUGACCUCCUAAUGGAAUCAUUUCAAGUAAUUCAGAAUUCAUCUCAAGUAAUUCGUAACUUAUCAAAAUCGGAACUUGCAAGUUCCUGUCUUAUUCAAGCAAUUAAACCCGAAAGGAAUCUCAAGAAAACAGACUUGUUAGAAUUUUUAAUUGACAAAAUCGAUCAACCUAUCGAAGCUCUAAAAAGUGCAUUAGAUCAUUAUAAAGUUGGAUUCAAGUUUAACUAUGAGACAAUUAAAUCAACGCAGAAAAUUAGAUCGUUAUCUGUUAACUCCAAUCUUUAUUAUUGGAUUCUGAAAAAUUAUGGUCCUAAUUCUGAGGUAACACAGAAAUGCUUUGAUGACAUUUUCGAAUCGAGAAUUUGGGUGGACUUAAAAUUACAGAAAACUCCAGACAGAGAAGUUCCGGAGGGACUGACUAUCGGCGCCUUUAAUUCUAUUUGCUCAAUUUAUCUCGAAUUCUGUAAUGAAAAGGUUCCAUUUAAAAACAGUUAUUUGCAAUAUUUACAAUUGGCAAAAAAUCAUGAAAUCAUUCACCCAUUUUUCAAAAUAAAUUUACAUCAUGUAUUUGACUUACCACCGGAAAAGUUUUCUUUAAAAAUUACAUAUGAAUAUGUUAGGCCAGAAAUUAAAUUAAACAGAGCUCAAAGAAAUAAGAGAAAAUCUAAUGAAAUAAGUAACCAGCAAGCUCAUAAUGAAAGUGAAAGGAAAAAUUGGUUUGAGUUACUUGAAAAAAUAUAUUACCACAAACUUCACACAGAUAAUUCUGAUAUUACUGAAAAUUUUAAAGAAAGCUUUGAAAGCUUUUGGGAUAAAAUUAUACUGGCUAACAUUCCAGAAUUAAAAUAUUUAAGUAAUAAUUCUAAUAGAAAUAAUGAAAAUGAACCUCAACAAUUUACACAAUUUUCUGAAGGUUUUUCAAAAAAACAAAGGCAAUGA
Molecule: messenger RNA, 1917 nt
Organism: Funneliformis mosseae
Lineage: Eukaryota; Fungi; Glomeromycota; Glomeromycetes; Glomerales; Glomeraceae
Source: the annotation of a GenBank genome assembly